UUUUCACCAAAACCACCAACCGAAGCACCUCCACACCGUGCUCACCACCUGCCCCAUCCACGACCCCGUCGUCCUAGUCACCCACUCCAUGAGCGGCUCCAUCGCGCAGCGUGUCUCGCAUACCCGGACCGCGUAGCCGGUCUGAUCCAAACGGGACCUACUUCGAUGGGGUGCGCAUCGCCACGGUCUUACCCUACGAGAUGCUCACUCCGGGCAUGGAAGAUCCGUCCCAGGGUGUAGCGUUUUAUACCAAUAUGGGUCUUGAUACGCCUACUGCGUUGGAGGCAGCGGAGUGGCCUGCGUAUUGUCUUCGGUUUAAUGCGAAGGCGUUGUUCGAGUGGGAGAUGGGGGAGCGGUAUGCGGGCUUUACGAUCCCUGGGUUAGUCGUGCAGGGGGUUGGAUCAGGCUACGCCGGUGGAGUCGCUAGCGAGACCGAUUGCGGAGGCGAUGCCGCGGUGUCGGGUGGAGGUUUUGAGGGGUUUUGGGGGGGUGGUAGGGUGUGUUGCAGAGGGGAUGGGAAUAGUAUAUUGCGAUUAGGGCUUUUAGUGGUUUUUA
Messenger RNA from Aspergillus ibericus CBS 121593, 555 nucleotides. RefSeq lists its product as uncharacterized. The record is from RefSeq and is a predicted model, not a curated record. Lineage: Eukaryota; Fungi; Ascomycota; Eurotiomycetes; Eurotiales; Aspergillaceae. The transcript has a single exon. The annotation marks the transcript as partial.